AUGGAACAACUGCAGGAUCCUGUUAUGCAAGAAGAUGCAAAUAUUACAGCUAUUAAUGAAGAGUACAGGAAAGCCUUUAUUUUUAUCAAUAAAGGACUGAAUACAGAUGAACUGGGUCAGAAGGAGGAGGCAAGAACCUAUUAUAAGCAAGGACUUGACCACUUGCUCCGAGGAAUCAGCAUUCCGUCACAGGGUCCUGCAUGCCUAGGGUCCCAGUGGGAGUCUGCUAGACAAAUGCAACAGAAGAUGAGGGAGACCCUUCAAAAUGUUCACACUCGACUUGGCAUUCUAGAACAAAACACCACACCUGUACAAGCAAGUCCUGCCAUGAUGGAUGCCCCUGCUGGGGUGCCCAGGUUGUACCCAUCCAUUCCUUCCAAAGAAAAGCCAGAAAGACCCCCUGCCCCUAAUUCUCUGCUUGUACCAAGUCAGCCACCUGCAGCAGAUGGAAGUGUUGCAUCUGUGAGCCCAGGGCAAAUUCCAGCUACGAGUCCAUCUGCAAAACCUUUUUGCCUGCCAAAUGAAGCACCUCCUGCCUAUACUCCUCAAGCUACCAAUGGCCAUUUUACUGUGUCCUAUGGCACAGACUCUGGGGAGUUUUCUUCUGUAAGUGAGGACUACUAUAGCAAGUGUACUCAGCCACCUCCCCUUGAAAACCUCGGAGUGGAUGCAGAUGAGCUGAUCUUGAUUUCCCAGGGAGUACAGAUAUUCUUUGUGACUCCUGAUGGGCAGGUUAGUGCUCCUUCAUAUCCUGGAUAUCUACGCAUUGUGAAGUUCUUGGAUACAGAUGGCGAGACGGCCCAGAAUCGUCCAUCUGCAUUUCUUCAGGUCUGUGACUGGUUGUAUCCUCUAAUGGAUAACCAGUCUCCUGUUCUCUGCUGCAAUACUGGAGUCUACAUGUUCCCUGACACGAUGUCCCAGGUACCGGGGUCCUACGUGGGACUAGUCGUGUCUUCAGAACUUCCAGCAGCUGACAGAGAGCUGUUUGAGGAUCUCUUAAAACAGAUGUCUGACCUUCGAAUCCAGGUGCCAGGAUCCCAUGAGAGAGUAGGGUUAUCUUCAGAGCUCCCAGCAACUGAGAGAGUGCAUUUUGAAGAUAAAUUUAAACAGAUGUCUGGCCACAAAGUCCAGCCUUCAGACGGCUCUAGUGAUGCAAUUAACUUGUCUCAGACUGUACGGAUUGAACCACAACCUGAAGGAGCAGAAAAUCGAAAAGAGUUGCCAGAAUGGAGUGAGAAAGUUGCCCAUGGAAUCUUGUCAGGUGCAUCUUGGGUAAGCUGGGGCCUAAUAAAAGGAGCAGAAUAUACUGGUAAAGCUAUACACAAAGGAGCUUCUAAACUGCGAGAACACAUCCAACCAGAAGAAAAACCUCUGGAAGUCAACCCAACUGUAGCAAAGGGGCUUCAUGUAGCAAAACAGGCUACUGGAGGAGCUGUGAAAGUCAGCCAAUUCUUAGUGGAGGGAGUCUGUUCUAUAGCAAGCUGUGUUGGGAAGGAGCUGGCUCCACACGUGAAGAAGCAUGGCAGCAAAUUAGUUCCAGAGUCUCUCAAGAAAGAUAAGGAUGGCAGAUCCACUCUGGAUGGUGCUCUGGUGGUAGCAGCAAGUGGAGUUCAAGGAUUUUCAACAGUGUGGCAAGGUUUAGAAAGUGCAGCGAAGUGCAUUGCUAAAAGCGUUUCAACUGAGACUGUAAAAACUGUCAAAUACAAGUAA
This is a messenger RNA of Nestor notabilis (Kea), 1710 nucleotides long. It is a transcript of the gene SPART, whose product is annotated as spastic paraplegia 20 (Troyer syndrome). The record is from RefSeq and is a predicted model, not a curated record. The transcript is spliced from 7 exons. Gene Ontology annotation, biological process: cell division; negative regulation of BMP signaling pathway. Gene Ontology annotation, cellular component: plasma membrane. The coding region runs from base 1 to 1710 and encodes 569 amino acids. NCBI's taxonomy places the organism in Eukaryota, Metazoa, Chordata, Aves, Psittaciformes, Psittacidae.